Amphimedon queenslandica is the source of this 881-nucleotide messenger RNA. Its product is annotated as T-box transcription factor TBX6. Gene Ontology annotation, biological process: regulation of transcription by RNA polymerase II; positive regulation of DNA-templated transcription; cell fate specification. The annotation marks the transcript as partial. The transcript has 3 exons. The record is from RefSeq and is a predicted model, not a curated record. Gene Ontology annotation, molecular function: DNA-binding transcription factor activity, RNA polymerase II-specific; RNA polymerase II cis-regulatory region sequence-specific DNA binding. Lineage: Eukaryota; Metazoa; Porifera; Demospongiae; Haplosclerida; Niphatidae. Gene Ontology annotation, cellular component: chromatin; nucleus.
AGUAGUUUUAUAGACAGUCACCGUCUCACCAUUUUUAAUAGUAGCCUAGCUCUGACCCUCCUUUUCACUCGCUCUCUCUCUCCUGCCUUCGAUAUAACAUGAAUUCAGCAGCUACUAAUAUCGUCGUUACAGCUCCAAGCCUGUCUCCAGUCGGGACCUUUCCACACUUGACCUUUAAGUAUUCUCCAGCCCCGGGAACUCUCCAUCAUUCUCCCAUCGCCGCUGGCUAUCAUUUCUCUCCUUACUCCUUCCCUCCUAUCUACCUGGACACCAAGCCAGACUCCUUUAGCCCUGUCUUCCUACAGCAGCAACCCACCAAUGGAGGGAGUUCUUCUGACGAGGAGAAGCAGCAAAAUGGCAGUACCCCUGACCUCAUCGCUACUCCUCCAGCGCUUGCAGUUGGACCUGCCAUUUAUGCACCUUCUUCAGCUCCCGUCCCUCCUCCUCCUUCUGCUACUGAUAAACCAGCUAAACACAAGGAGCAACUCGUUCCUUCAGCCGUCCUAACGGAGAAUCAGCUCUGGAAAGCUUUUGAUACUGCUGGGAACGAGAUGAUAGUGACUAAGCCAGGAAGGCGUCUCUUUCCAACCAUCUUAGUAACAGUCAGUGGUCUUGUCCCCACUAUCCAGUACUCUAUCAUGGUUCGUUUUGUGUCUGCCGAUAAAUAUAGACACAAAUACAUCACUGGUCAAUGGACUGCGGUCGGUGAGUCUGACAUCAUUCAUGAUGAGUCCAAGAUGCUCUUCAUUCAUCCGUCCUCACCUUGCUAUGGAGAGAUGUGGAUCAAGAAACCGAUUAGUUUCAAAUCCAUUAAGAUCACUCAUCACAGCGAAAGUCAAAAUGGCAAUAUUCUGCUCCACACUAUGCAUAAGUACAGGAUU